Molecule: messenger RNA, 1157 nt
Organism: Drosophila sulfurigaster albostrigata
Lineage: Eukaryota; Metazoa; Arthropoda; Insecta; Diptera; Drosophilidae
Exons: 2
Coding region: 1-1041 (346 amino acids)
Source: RefSeq, a predicted model, not a curated record
AUGAUACAAAAGGUUUCUGGUAGUGGAGAUUUGAUCGAGAAACGAAAUACUGUUCGACGUAACUUCGAUGAGAUUGCUACAAAAGAUCUCACUUCUCUGAGAAAUGUGACGACAAAAGCCGAUCGUUUUCUUUGGCGUUGUGAGCACUCUGACUUCACUCACGAACUGAACGUUACCUACGACGAAGUGACACGAGUUCUCCAAGGAUAUAUUGAGAACGAACGCCAAGGAUCGACCAAACAGUGUUGGCGCAAUGUCAAUAGUGCGGAGAGCUGGAGGAGAUGGUUUUUCAUUGAAUGCAGCUACUGCUUUUGUCUAUGUGAUGAGCCUGGUCCAAAGUCGGAUCGUUAUUUCAAUUUGCGUUCAACUCUUUCGGAUAUUAAGGCCAACAAAGUGGUGACUGGCGUGCGAUUUGUGAAGAAGCAUCGUGUAUUCCAUUUGCAAAUACAGCAGGCGAAAUUCUUGCCCCAUGUCGUCAUCAAUGAAUCAACUGUGGAGUGGAUACCAGUCGAUGAAUAUGAUAUUAAUGAUCCGAGCGUUAAGGAGGGAAUCGAUUUCCACACAUUGAGUUACCAAAGCCGUGCUCUUGACCUCGACGAAGCAUUGAAAACAGCUGAUAGCACAUUUGUGGUAACCGGCGUGCGUUUUCAGCUUUUGGAUCAUCUCAAUCUCAAAGUGCACUUUAGUAAAUUCGAUUUUGUAACGGGCAAAUUAGUCAAUCCGGAGGUGAAUAGCAUUUGGAUAUCGAAGGACAACAUUUACAAUAGGCAGCAAAUAUAUCUCGACAAUGUGGAUGUACAAACGCGAUCUUACAACUAUGCAGAGCCAUUGUCAAAGGAUGAUCAAUAUGUUGAAUUUACCAACACAGGAAUGUUUGAGGAUGCAGCACAAACAACGGUGCCAUUUAUUGAUAUACAAGAUGUCGCCUGCAUUCCGCCAGUUCCUUUGGCUGGCAUCGGCAUCUACCUUGCAGGAAACAAAGGCUAUGGUGGCUUUGUGGCACCCAAGGUCAUUAGCUAUGAUUUAGCUGCUCACCUUUAGUUGAUUACUAAUUAAAUACUUUUGUGUGCACUUCAUCGAUAAUAAUUUCAUAUAAUUUUUUAAUAAACUUUCUUUAAAAUUAGAAAUUUGAUAUUAACAACUUAAGCUAAAACGUU